Hyposmocoma kahamanoa is the source of this 2396-nucleotide messenger RNA. RefSeq names its product sodium/hydrogen exchanger 8 (gene Nhe1). The coding region runs from base 76 to 2142 and encodes 688 amino acids. Gene Ontology annotation, biological process: proton transmembrane transport; regulation of pH; sodium ion transport. The transcript is spliced from 7 exons. The record is from RefSeq and is a predicted model, not a curated record. Gene Ontology annotation, molecular function: sodium:proton antiporter activity. Gene Ontology annotation, cellular component: Golgi apparatus; membrane. NCBI's taxonomy places the organism in Eukaryota, Metazoa, Arthropoda, Insecta, Lepidoptera, Cosmopterigidae.
CGUCGACCGAACUCGAAAAUUGUAUCGGAAUUUAUCAAAAUACGAUAUUAAAAUUGAAACCCUGUGUAGUGCGUAAUGGGGCGUUUAGUCCAAAUAAUUCUUUCGUUUUCGAAAUGUGUUCUUUUAGUUUUUUGUGUAAGUCUUUGUUUCGGUAGUCGGGAAACAUCUGAUAUGAUUCAAAACAUUGGACCUUUACAUGACGAAAUUUCAUUGGAACAGUCGAGUAUUUACCUUGAUCACUAUAUUAAAGUGCUACAAAAAUUACCAAGAGCAAGGAGAUCAGCUGAGCCAAAUUCUACAACCAGUGAAGCUAGUGCAAACACACAAAAUACUACAAACUCGAGUACUACUUCAACAAGUUCGACUGAAAGUUCUAAAGACGUUUAUGAAAUCGGCCCUUCAGAGUCGUCAAUUCUCGCCGUGGUGCAUGUCAACGCGUCCGCGUCUUCUGUGCCGAAUGUAUCGGCAGCAAAUCCGUCUGAUGCAGCACCGUUGCCAGGGAAAAGUUCUGCCGAAGAUGAGCACAACAGCUCCAUGGCAAUAUUCUUUGUGCUGUGCAUUUUAGCUUUAGGAAUUCUCUUGAUUCAUCUGAUGCUGCAAACUGGAUUCUCAUACUUGCCUGAAAGUAUUGUUAUAGUGUUCCUUGGGGCCCUCAUUGGUAUGAUUAUAAAUCUCAUGUCUAUAAGGAAUAUAGCGAAUUGGAGAAAAGAAGAAGCAUUCUCCCCCACUGCUUUUUUCUUGGUACUACUACCGCCCAUUAUAUUUGAGUCUGGAUAUAACCUUCAUAAGGGAAACUUCUUUCAAAACAUUGGGUCAAUAUUAUUGUUUGCCAUUGUUGGCACUGGAAUAUCGGCAUUUGUUAUUGGAGCUGGAAUAUAUCUGCUUGGUUUGGCUCAGGUGGUAUAUAAGUUGAGCUUUGUUGAAUCUUUUGCAUUUGGAUCUCUUAUAUCGGCGGUAGAUCCGGUUGCCACAGUGGCUAUAUUCCAGGCUUUGGAUGUAGACCCAGUACUUAACAUGUUAGUGUUUGGUGAGAGCAUAUUAAACGAUGCUGUGUCCAUUGUGUUAACCACAGCUGUGCUGCAACCUGAUGAUUCAAUUAUGACAACUGGAGAAGCAAUUCUCUCAGCAAUAAAUCGUUUUUGGUUGAUGUUUUUUGCCUCUGCUGGCAUAGGAGUUGUCUUUGCCCUUGUGAGUGCUCUUCUGCUAAAACAUGUUGAUCUUCGCAAAAACCCUUCCCUUGAGUUUGGAAUGAUGUUGGUAUUCACUUAUGCUCCGUACGUUCUUGCUGAAGGCAUUCACUUAUCAGGAAUCAUGGCAAUUUUGUUUUGUGGGGUUGUAAUGUCACAUUACACACAUUUUAACCUGUCGACUGUGACUCAGGUGACCAUGCAACAGACUAUGAGGACACUGGCUUUUAUAGCAGAGACCUGUGUUUUUGCUUACUUGGGACUGGCAAUAUUCAGUUUCAGGCAUCGUGUGGAACCAGCUCUUGUGGUUUGGAGCAUAGUGAUGUGCCUACUGGGGAGGGCUGCUAACAUCUUCCCAUUGGCACUGCUCUGCAACAAGUUCCGGGAGCAUAAGAUUACCAGAAAGAUGAUGUUUAUUAUGUGGUUCAGUGGCCUGAGAGGAGCUAUAUCUUACGCCUUGUCUUUGCAUUUGCAAUUUUCGGACGAAACGCGACACGUGAUUAUAACAACAACUCUCAUUAUCGUGUUGUUCACCACGCUAUUCUUUGGUGGAUCUACAAUGCCUCUGCUGAAGUUCUUGAGGGCCAACAAAAAGACGAAACGUUCCAGGUCACAACGUAAACAAAAGGAAAUCAGUUUAUCCAAGACUAAGGAGUGGGGUCAAGCAAUAGAUUCUGAACACUUAUCAGAAAUAACAGAAGAGGAACUCGAGGUCAACUACUCACAUACAACAAAAUUAAAAGGUUUCGUGAGAUUUGAUAUGAAAUAUUUAACGCCUUUCUUUACCCGAAGGUUUACACACCAGGAAUUGAAAGACUGCAAAACUCAAAUGACAGAUCUUACAAAUCAGUGGUACCAGGCCAUCAGGAUAUCCAAUGAUCACGAAACGGAUGAGGAGGAGAGCUUGCAAACGAGCUCGCUUUCUAGUUCGCACAACCUACAGAGGGGCGUUUAGAAUCCUACACACAGAUAAAUUUUAUUAAGCAAAAACAAUCUGUGGGACUGUGGUAACCAUUGUCAUGAUAACUUUAACCCAGAGAUGGGCAGUGGCUCAAAACCCAAUAAACCCGCCCGGGUUUUUAUCCAAACCAAAGGUUUUAACUCAUUCCUGCCCAAAAUCAUGGACAUAAACGGCGAAUACAGAAUUUCGUAUAAUUCCAUCGUUUUACAAAACUAGAUGUAAACAGUAUUUUUUACACGAAAAAGAGG